UUGAGGCAAGAAAAAUGGCUAAGGUUAGUGAGAAACUUAUGGUAUAUUGCUUGGUAGCAAUAUUUGUGGUCAUUGCAAUGGUGGAAGGAGCUAAAGGGGCAACCAUAUGUAACAUUCCAUCGAGUAGGUUGAACCUUUGCCGGCCGGCGGUCACCGGGAGAUACCCUCCACCACCGACCAAGCAAUGCUGUCUUUUGAUAAAACAUGCCGACUUGAAUUGUCUUUGCAACUUCAAGGAUGCUCUUCCUGCCUUCAAUAUCAACCCUUCUCGCGCAUUUGCAUUGCCUAAGAAGUGCAAAUAUAAUCUUCACAUACCACCAAAAUGCAGGGGCUGAAGCACACUCGAAUGUUCCCUCAUUAUCUGCUGAAGAUUUUUUUUGGACCCUGCUUAGAUCUUAUAUGUAUUGACAUUGUGUUCUUUGAGUUUUUCGUCUUUCUUGCAAUAAUCAUUUCAGUUUUCUUCUUAUUAUUUUUGGUCAUGUCCUUAAUGAUUGUAUUGUUCAUGAAUGUUACUCGAAUUCGAGUUUCGAUAUUUUAUAAAGAUUUUGAUAUAUCAG
Messenger RNA from Gossypium raimondii (Peruvian cotton), 557 nucleotides. RefSeq names its product putative lipid-transfer protein DIR1. Bases 15 to 335 code for a protein of 106 amino acids. NCBI's taxonomy places the organism in Eukaryota, Viridiplantae, Streptophyta, Magnoliopsida, Malvales, Malvaceae. The transcript is spliced from 2 exons. Gene Ontology annotation, biological process: systemic acquired resistance. The record is from RefSeq and is a predicted model, not a curated record. Gene Ontology annotation, molecular function: fatty acid binding.